This is a messenger RNA of Parnassius apollo (apollo), 291 nucleotides long. Lineage: Eukaryota; Metazoa; Arthropoda; Insecta; Lepidoptera; Papilionidae. The record is from the annotation of a GenBank genome assembly.
AUGUCUAAUUUCAAGAGUUAUCGUGCUUGUUUCGUUCCGUUAUGUAGUAAUAACAACUCCCAAAAAUAUGUUUUUAAUGUGCCUCGAGACCCUAAACGUCGGAGUCAAUGCUUUCAGCGAGCAUACCGUCGUAACCCUACAACAUUGAAAUAUUUUUGUUGUGAAGAUCAUUUUGAUUUUAAAGAAGAUGUGGAAAAUUAUUUUUAUUAUACUUUGAGGGGAGGCAGAGCAAAGAUUAAAGUUGAUAUAGUACCACACAAGUUUAAUUAUCAACCUAACCGCAAAAGAUAA